UUUUGUAAGUCAGCUGAUUUCUAAUUUCUAAACCUCAUCCUCACCAUCCGUCGUCAUCCGAUACAAUCAAAAUCCAUCGGCGAUCGGGAAGGAGACACGAAAACAUGGCGGGAUUGUUAGCAUGGGCGGCGGACGUGGUCGGAGCUGGAGGGCAUGACAACGGGGAAGACGACAAUGCUGAUUCAAUCCCUUUAAUUUUCACUCCGGAACAGCUUACUUAUGUCCAAGAAUUGGACCGAAAAGCCUCUUCUCUCCGCCGUUCCAUUCAAGAUCUACGGCUUGGAUUGCCCCCACCGGACAUCUCUCAACGCCUCCCCCACCUCCAUGCCCACUCCCUAGCCUCUAACGCUGCCCUCGCCCUUCAGUUAAACGCCCACUCCGCCACUAAAGAACAGGUGCAAUUAAGAGAAUUUACUUUGCAAGAAGAAAAUGCUGAGUAUGAAAAGACUAUAGAAAAUUGCGAGAAUAAGAUACGGGAGAGGUUGCAGGAAGCAGAUUUGCUUCAGAAUAAGCUGAAGGAAUUGGACUCAACUGAAAAGAACCUGGAAUUUGAGUUACAAAGUUUGCAAGCUGCAGUUAUUGCCAGUCAGUUUGAGCGGUCCAGUGAAUCAUCUGUAGAAACCAACAGGCUGGAUGAAGAUGAAGAAGCUGCAGAAGAUGCAAAAUCUGCGCUACUGGAUAAGUUGGAGAACAAGAAAAAUGAACUAGCUUCAUUUGAAGAAAUCGUUCAAGACUUGGAGAAAAAGUGGGCCAAGGUACAAGAAAAUGCAGCUAAGCGACCUUCUCCAGCUCAGCGGGAGAAAAUGUUGGAUAAACAACUUCAUAGCCUUAUUGAGCAGCUCGAGGUGAAACAGGCCCAGGCAGAACGCCUUGUGAGUGAAAUUCAUCUAAACGAAAUGGAGUUGGAAAGACUAAAUGCAUUAUCAAGGAGCCUUGAGACCAGCGGUGCUGAUGUAAAUAAUACAGCAAGAAAUAGAUUUGGCAGAAUUGGUUCUGGCAAGGGACCUGCUGCUUCAGAUUAUAUAGUUGAUCCCCAUCACAAGCCUCAAAUUGGCGGGCGCACAGAGACUUUGCAGAGAUUAAUGCUGCUCAGGUCGGCAUUCGUGGUUUAUGUUUUAGCUCUACACAUCUUGGUUUUCAUUAGGCUGGCAUUCUGAGUGUGUUUGUGCCUUGCCUAUUGAUGUUGUAAAGUAUUCCGUAGUUAGCUUCCCUUCUGUAGAUUUCCAGGUUGUUACACUUAUAAUUGUCUCGUAUAUUGGAGAAGUUGUAUUCAGACCUUGAUUCAUAUGCUACAAACCAAACGGAUAUGAAUUAUUGGAGCAGAACGCAGUCAGUCUGCUUUAUAUGUUUA
Messenger RNA from Coffea eugenioides, 1351 nucleotides. Its product is annotated as chromosome partition protein Smc. The record is from RefSeq and is a predicted model, not a curated record. Bases 105 to 1157 code for a protein of 350 amino acids. Lineage: Eukaryota; Viridiplantae; Streptophyta; Magnoliopsida; Gentianales; Rubiaceae. The transcript is spliced from 6 exons.